AUGGAAAUGAAGGUGGAGAUAUUAAAGAAAAUAGACUGGGGGAAGAAGGUGGCCAACGUGGUACAUGCUUAUGGCAUGAAUCGUUUCAUGAUUGGAAUGAUCAUUAAGAACAAAGAGAAGAUCAUGGAACAUGUGAAAAGUUCAGUGCCUAUACAAUCAAUGAUAAUAAGCAAGAGGAGAGGAAAAGUGAUGGAAGAGCUGGAGAGACUGCUUGGCAUGUGGAUCGAAGAUCAGCAUCAGCGGCAUGUGCUGCUUAGCCUAAUGCUGAUCCAGGAGAAGGCUAAGAGCUUAUUCCAUGACUUGCAAUGGAAGACUAGUGAAGAUGCUGCUGAGGAGACAUUCGUUGCAAGUCAUGGGUGGUUUGUGCACUUUAGGGCUCAUGUGAACCUUCAUAAUGUGAAA
Python bivittatus (Burmese python) is the source of this 402-nucleotide messenger RNA. RefSeq names its product Putative CENPB DNA-binding domain-containing protein 1 (gene CENPBD1). Gene Ontology annotation, cellular component: nucleus. The record is from RefSeq and is a predicted model, not a curated record. Lineage: Eukaryota; Metazoa; Chordata; Lepidosauria; Squamata; Pythonidae. Gene Ontology annotation, molecular function: DNA binding.